Molecule: messenger RNA, 3115 nt
Organism: Phyllotreta striolata
Lineage: Eukaryota; Metazoa; Arthropoda; Insecta; Coleoptera; Chrysomelidae
Source: the annotation of a GenBank genome assembly
AUGCGAGGCUCGGAAUCCGCCACGAGCGGCCGAUAUCUGUCAAAGAGCGAUCCGGAGAUGUUCCUGAGUAGGCGUGGUUCUGUUGCUAAGCAGCAGCCAGCGUGGAUGAGGGGCAGCCGAAGCCUCGUCGGCAUCGUCAGUGUCUGCGUAGCUUCCGACGCGGCCGCCGCGGAAAACUGCCCUCCGGAAAACAGGGGAAAACUCGACCACGGACGACGCGCGUUCCCGCGACCGUCCCGCCGAACCAUAUGGAAAGCGGAGCCUGAAGGUGAUCGAAGGUACAGUUCGAUUGAAAUAGCUAUAGAUUACAAGGCGUCGGGCGAUGGGCGUCGCGACGACCGGACGACUGAUGAUGGUCCGCCGAUGAUGUAUCCCAUGGUGCAAACGCAAAAGCCAGACCGAAGGCGACCGCACAUAGCGCUCAUCGACGAGCAGCGGCUCCAGCCGCUCGAAGAGCAGGCCGCCCAAUCCGACGAGGAGACCUUGGAGGAGGACGUCGCGUCGAUCAAGAGGCGGCACCGGCGACCGUUGCACCGGCGGUUCUUCACUUAUGUCAGGGAGGCUUGGACCGGCGUCAAGUCGGCUCUAGAUUCCGAGCUCGAGGAUUUGGAAACGCCGCCUCGCUACCGGCCCGACAGUUUGGAGGCCCUUUGCAGGGCCACUCGAUUCUCCGAGGCCGAAAUAAAGAGGAUUUAUCGCGGAUUUAAGGCCGAAUGCCCUACCGGCGUCGUCAAGGAGGACACUUUUAAGAUGAUUUACGCCCAGUUCUUCCCGCAAGGAGCGAACAGUAGCCAAUACGCACAUUACGUUUUCAAUACAUUGGACCAGGAUCAUAGCGGAUUAAUUAGUUUCGAAGAUUUCGUUCAAAACUUAUCGGUACUAUCGAGAGGAUCGCUCGACGAGAAACUCCGAUGGGCUUUUUCUCUCUACGACAUCAACGGCGACGGUUGCAUCACUCGCGAUGAAAUGACCGACAUCGUCAGCGCCGUCUACGAUUUGAUGGGAAAAUUAGCCGAGCCCUGCAUCGACGAUGACACCGUCAAAGAUAAAGUCGACAGGAUUUUCCAGAAAAUGGAUACGAAUAAGGACGGUGUGGUGACGCUGGACGAGUUCCUGGAGUGCUGCCGCAAGGACGAGAGCAUAUCCUCGUCGAUGGCGGUGUUCGAUUCGUCGAUGUGACAUCCGACGUCGCCGCCCAUCCUGGUGCACGAGGAUCCGCCGGCUUGAAGGAGCUGUCGAUCGACCGGGGAUCGUUCUAAUGUUGUCCGAAUGCACUGAUCGAGCGAUUAUCGGGCGAGUUAUCGAGCAACGAACGGUGCAUAUCGAAAGGGAAUUCCUUCGAUUUGCGCCGCAAAGGGUUUGGGAUUACAGGGCCAGGACCGGCAUCGGAUGUCCUCGAAUUUCGGGAAAUCGUGUGGCGUGCUGGAUAACAAGAAAAUUCUACUGGAAGUUUUAAUCUAUUGCCGGUCCUCGAGUAUUUAGAUAAAAUAGUAUUUUCACAUCCUACUAAUCGAAAAUAUCGUUAAAUUAUGUGAACGAAACCUAUCGGAAUUCGGUGAAAUAUUCACCACAAAUAAUUAAAACUCACCGGACUUAAUAAAUAUUGUAAAAGAAAAUGGAUAACGCGAGUAUGCACAGAAAAUAUUGAAUAACGAAUAAAAUCAAUUAACUACAUAAUUGAAUAUAUAUUUUGCUAUAAAACAAAUCGUCUCGACCAAAGUAGAAAAUAAUAAACUAAACAAUAAAUUAAAUUCCCGCCGUAAUUUCUCGAGUUUCUGUUAAACAACGCUUUAGAAAGUUUUGAAUAUGAGGUUUGUUUUUAAUCGUUUCGAAGUUAUUUCAUUCGUUUUCCCUUCUCUUUGAGUUGAGACAAACUUUAAAAUUGCCAGCAGCUCUGCUUUAAGUACAGAGUAAUUUAAGUACAAAAGGUAGGUUCUAACAAAAAUUAACUCGUGAUUAUCGUACCAAAUAAAAUUUCCCAUUUGAAAUUUAGAUGUAAUUAAUGUAGUUAUGCACAUAUUAAAUUCCUCUGUAUAUAAUAGAGCUACUAAAAUAACGACCAUAUUUAAAGAAAUGGAUAUUUCGAUGUUUUAUAUAAUUGCUGGAGAUAUUCCUAUUUAUCCAUAUACUUUAGACAUAUCUGUGUUCUGUAAAAAAUACAAAAAAAAUUGUUGAUGUUCUAGAACCGUUUAAAAUAAAUGUUUUUACUCUAUCCAAGACAUAUUUCUAUCGCAGGAAAUAUUACUUGGGUAGAUUUUGGUAUUAGUUUUAUCAUCGAUGUGUGAUUAAUGUUAGGAAGACAAUAUUCGUUUCGAGUAAAUUUAGCUGAUCUACCAGUAACCAAAAUUGUCCACGCGGAAAUUGAAAUAUUAAAAGACAUUUUGGCGACUGAUUGUUUUAAAUUGUUCGCGUAAUUAAUAUGCAAUUGGAUAAAUGGACGAAUCCACUUGCAGUUUAAUUAUUUUAUAUACAGUGUUCCCUCUCGAUAUACUAUAUAAAUAUAUUUUAUAGAAGUUAUUAGACGUUGAUUUGAAUGAGACAAAAUGGUGCUUCGAUGCGAGAUAGAGUAAUAUUUUUUUGAUAAAUAGGCUAGGAUGAACAAGUAAUUUUACGAAUAAAAAUUUUAUUAAUAUUGACUGUUUAGCCUAAAUUUUAAGCGUAUGAAAUUCAUGUUCGAAUUUUUUUUAUAAAAUUAUUAUAGGCGUAAGAAAAAGGAAGCUGCCGAUGCCGGUUAGGAAAUUAAAUGAAUUUGGAUGAAUUUCCAAGUGUAUUAUAAAGUGUAAUAAAAAUUCUUAUGAACUCAAAUCACUGUGGCUUCCUCUUUUCGAAUUUUGUCAUUUUCUCUAACAGUUUAGUUAUCUUCUCCCCUCCUGAUUAAAUGUUGUAAAUCCGCACUAACAUAUCCCACAAAAAAUACUGACACCUACAAUACUUUUUUGAAAUAAACCAACCAAAUUCCACGGGAAGAAAACUGUACUGAAAUAAAUAGCAAAUGAUUUUUAUAAAUUGGAAUUCUGGAUUUUGUUAAGGUGUAUUAUAUACAUCUUUCAAAAAUUGUUGCCGCAUUUUUAUUUAUAGCCCUCUCAAAUUAAAUUCCAGGAGAAUAAAAAUUUGC